Messenger RNA from Adineta steineri, 5994 nucleotides. The record is from the annotation of a GenBank genome assembly. Lineage: Eukaryota; Metazoa; Rotifera; Eurotatoria; Adinetida; Adinetidae.
AUGGAUUAUCAGCACGAGAGUAAACUACUAUUGGCUAUAGUAGAACGAGGUACUGCUGAGCAACUUUUUACAUUUCUACAAGGAUUUCAUCGAAAACCUUUUCAAAAUCUCAAUGAUGUUAUAACAUAUAAUGGAGUUAUUGAUGAUCAAAUUGAUUUUAUUGAUUGUACAGGUACAAAAUAUAAUAUAACACCAUUGAUUAUCACUGCAGGAAAAGGUUCAUAUGAAAAAACAAAAAUUCUUCUUGUUCACGGAGCUAAUCCAAAUAAACAAUGUGCAACAGGCGAUACAGCAUUAAAUCUAGCUAUUCAUCGCCAGAAAUAUGUUAUUGUGGAAUUACUUCUUCAAUAUUGUGCGAAUCCAAAUUUAUAUAAUCAAUUCGGUAAAACAGCAUUGCAUCGUGCUGUUGUAUCAUAUACUAAUGAAAAUAUCGAUCAUUUUCAAACAUUACUUGAUGCUGGAGCUGAUCCAAAUAUUCAAGAUCGAAAUCAACGAUUACCACUUGAUGAAGCUGUCAUCGCCAAUAAACCAGAUAUGAUGGAAGUUUUAUUAUCUCAUGAUCGAACAUUAGUUCAACGAGCAUAUCGAGCAGCUAUUAUUGCUUCUCGUCUUGGUCAUAAUAAAUGUUUGAUAACAUUAUUUAAUCAUGGAAUGGAUCCAAAUAUAACCGAUCAAACACAGACAACGCCACUUCAUGUUGCAGUUCGCUCAUUAAAAUUAUCUACUGUUCAACUUUUGAUUGCAAAUGGUGCUAAUCAAAAUAUAGCGAAUAAUCGAUAUGAAACAGCUUUGAGUAUAGCUGAACAAAUACAUCCAGAUCAACGACCAAAUUUUAUGAAUAUUCUUGUUGAUACACCGCCAACAACAUCAUUGAAAUCGCAUACAAGUACAAUAGGUAAAAAUAUAGAAAAUAUUCCUUCGAAUAUUUAUCCAUUACUUCAUAAUCAUAAAAAUUGGACAAUGGAAACUGAUGAAUAUCGAAGUCAAACAGCUGAAACUUCUUCUGUACAAAAUUUACUUGAUGUUUCUAUUCAAACAUAUUGGUGUUCUACACAGUCUAACAAUGCAUGGGUUAUAUAUGAUUUCAAACAUGAACAUAAUAUAAAUGGCAUUCGGAUAAUUGGAUGUGGUAAUCCUUCAACACCAAAAAAUGGUCAUAUUGAUGUAUCAAAUGCUUUGAAUGGUCCAUGGCUUAAAGUCAAAGAUUUUACUUGUUUACCUUCAGAAGAAAACAAGAAUGAUUUCUUUUUUCCCUCAUUAAUAACUCGAUUUAUUCGAGUUUUUAUUUUGGAUAAUUACGGUGGUGAUGAUAUUCGUAUACAAGGCAUCGCUUUUUUUGGCGUUGAUAUGCGUUUAGUUAAUCUAUUACAAGAAUAUGGAUUGGAAAACAAGCUUAAUACAUUGUUAAGGAAUGGUAUAAACGAUCCGGAAACAUUAGAUGAAAAUCGAGAUGAAAUUUUAAAUUCAUCUGAUAAAUAUUUACAUGUCAAUGAUCAUUUUCAAUUAAUACAUUUAACCGAAUCAUUAAAAUCACCUCAAUUGACUUUUCUCGAAUGGCAUAAUCCACCUCAAACAACUGUAAUUGCCGGUGAAAAAUUACAAACAUUCAGUGUUGUUGGUGAUGAAGGCAUUACAGAUCGUGUUAAAUUGGAAGAACAACUUGAAAAUAAUUCACAAACAACAACGAUACUUAUGAAAGACCUUGAACCAAUUCAAGGCCGGUCAUUAGUAGACUUUCCUGAUUAUAUUAUUAAAUAUCCUGGAAGAUAUAAAAUUCGAGUUGUUAGUAUCGAAUCGCCUAAUAUUCACACAUCCUGGCAAGAAAUUAUUGUCGAUCCACCAUAUUAUUUUUCAUUAACGAAAAAUUCGUAUACAACAGUCAAUUCACAAAUGUCUUAUAAUCCGCAAAAUAUAAAUAACCAUGAACAUUUUCAUCCGCUACCAAGUACUGAUGAAGAUGAUAAUGACUGUGAUAGUCAUUAUAAUUCUAGAUUAAGAAAAAAAAAAAUUUUGACACCAUCAAAAUAUCGUUCUGGAGCUCGUACACCAUUAUCAAAUAUUUCUCCAACAAAUAAUUUCGAUAAUCAAAGCGAACAAAGCGACGAAGAAGAGCCCAUAUAUGUGCCAAGAUGUUUAACACCAACUAAAUAUCGACGUGAAAGCAUACGUAACGACGCGUUACAUAAACACGAAAACAUCGUUCAUUCACAACAGUAUGGAACUCAUGACUCACAAUUUCAAAAUCCGAAUCAACGGGAACGACAACACCAACUAUCAACGUCACAACGAUUCGACGUUACAACACCACCGCCACAAGAUCAGAGACCUUAUGAACGACAACGUUCACCACACGAACAAAACGGUUCAUAUUCACAAAUGCCAUAUGCAACUCGACCAGCACCACCACUACCAUCAUCAUCAUCACGAAAUGAAUACAUCGGACGAACACCAUCAGAAGAGCGAAAUGAUUCAGUAUCACAGGCACCACAAAAUACUGGACCAUCACCAUAUGAACCGCGUCACGAACAGCAAACGACAACGCAAGAAGGAAAUGAUUCAUAUUCACAAAUGUCAGGAACAACUCGGCCACCACAGUCGCAAUAUUCAAGCGAACACAUAGGACAAUCAUCAUCAGGAAAACAAAAUAACUCAGUAUCAAAAAGACCACCAGCUAUUGAUAAUACUGACCAAGAUCAUUUGAAACCAUUUCUUAAUCAAUAUAAGGUCAUCUCAGGUGAUAUGGAAUUCAUUCAAAAUUUAUCCAAUCAUAGUUCACAUACCGAUGAAUAUAAACCUGAACAAAUGCAAUUCAUAUUUAAAGGUACUGUUCAAGGUUCUGCAGUACAAGAACGUGCAAGACAAUCUAUGCAAGAUAUAGCAGGAAAUCGAAGUCGUACUCCUACAUUAUCUAAUAAUAUUGAUCAAAAUCAAUCACAUCCUUCCAAAAAAAGUGCUCUAUCAGCAGCUGAUGCAGAUCAACUAAAUCAAAAUACAACAUCCCUAGAUGAUGGUCAAAGUAAACUUAAAGGAGAAUCAGACCGAAGAGCAGGAUUGAAUUCUAGUUCGAAGGCUAACCGUUUACCAUCAGCAAUGGCACCAGACAGCGAUGAUGAUACAUAUUCAGUUCCAUCAAAUAAUCAACAGAAGAAUCAAUCAGUUUCAUUCAAUGAACAUGCACCAUCAGAUCAAAUUACAAGUAAACCAAACAAACAUGCAGAUGGAGAAUUUCCCCAGUCAUACUAUCCGUCUUCUUCAAUUCAUACCUCUUCUAAGCAGCAUGUCAAUCAUGCGCCAGAUCCAAAAAAAUAUUUUUUUGGUUCAUCCACUAAACAUCAAUUAUCAGACAACAAUAGCGAUAGUGAUGAAGAAAGCAUAGCUAUUGGGCAUAGUCAUCAAGAACUACUCGCAAAUUCAAAUACACAGCCUAGUCGUAAUUAUCCGGACAAUACAUAUCAUGACUAUAUAUAUGAUGACAGAAAUGCUGAUGAUGGUCGGUUUGCACAACAAAGCGAUGUUGCAACAACAACUAAUGAUACACCAACUAAUACUACUACUCGUCGUUAUAUGAACCUUUCCAAUGGUACAAAUGAAAAUAUUACAAAUUCUAUUAUAUUAUCAAAUCGAAUUCCACCUCAAUAUCAUGCUGAUAAUAAUUAUUCUAAGACAGAUAUUAGCAGUACUAUACAACCGAAUCGAUCAUCAGAAAGAUAUGAACAAAUUCAAAAUAAUGAAAAUCAGGGACCUUAUGAAAUGGAUAAUAAUUCUGCAAUUGGUAGUGAUGAUCCUACAUAUCGUAAUGAUAUUAAUGUUAAUGGCAAUGAGACAGAUGAUUACGAUAUAAGUACUUCGGUACAUCGUCCACCACAAGUUGAUGGUUUGGUAAGACCAAAUCCAGUUUAUCCCGCAUUAAAAGAAACGGAAUCAAACGAAUCUAUGACUCAAUCUUAUUCAUCAACAGCUCCCGUGAAACCCAAAAACAAAGAAAAACAAGGAUUCAUAUCUAAAAUUCUCGGUAAAAAGCCGCCUGAGAUAACUCUACGAACAGGAGAGGGACAAAAUUUGUAUACUCAUGGUAUUAUACAGCUCAGACCACAUUCGCCACCAACAACUGAUAUCACUGAUGAGAUAACUAAACAAGACUCAUUUGAUAAACGAUAUACAUCUUUUCAUACGCCAGAUCCAUAUUUAUAUAAUUUGCGUGACACUUACGAAGGAAACGAAGAAAAUUUAGAUCCAAUGCCUGAUACACAACAAUACAAUCGUUCAGCUAAAGCAGGACAACAAAUAGUUGCAAAGAAUCAUCGUACUCAAACAGAAAUAAGAUCAACACGAAAUGUCGGCACAAUGUGUGAACUUAGUAAAGCAAAUAUUGUUAAUAAUGGAAUACUAUCACAACAAUAUAAAACACAUCGUCCGGAAAAACUUCAUCAACACACAGUACAUGAUCCAAUGAUCAAUGGACAUGACAAUCUACAUCAAACAACAUCUUCCAGUCAUCAACACCAGCCAUCAAAUUCAUCAAAAUAUGAUCCAAUGAUCAAUGGACAUGACAAACUACAACAAACAACAUCUUCCAGUCAUCAACACCAGCCAUCACAUUCAUCAAAAUAUGAUUCAAUGACCAAUGGACAUGGCAAUCUACAACAAACAACAUCUUCCACUCAUCAACACCAGCCAUCAAAUUCAUCAAAAUAUGAUCCAGUGAUCAAUGGACAUGACAAAAUACAACAAACAACAUCUUCCAGUCAUCAACACCCGCGAUCACGUUCAUCAGAAUAUGAUCCAUACAUUUUUGGUCAAUUAAACAUAAUAGAAGAUGACAAUCUAGAUCGAACUUCUAAUUCACAAAAUCGACAAUAUCCCCCUCGACCAAGUCGUCGAAGUCCUCCACGAACACCACCAUCAUCACAAAUUCGACCCUUAUCACCUCCUCAACGAUCACAUUCUUCAUCAUUUUCAAAUAAUAAACCGUCUCCACGUAAAACAAAACCUCGAACACCAACAGCCACAAUUGAAACUGAUACUAGUCUUGAUGGUAUGAAACAUCCAGUUCAUGUCGGUGUUCAAUCAGAUCCACCAUCAACAAAACAUAAAAGAACAUCAAUUCACGCGGAAGAACUACCGCUACCUCAAAAUAUCUAUCCAACGACUACCCAUCCAAAACGAACAAAUUCAUCCUCAACACAAAAUCAAGACAACCUCAUAGACGUACAAAUUGUAUCACCAAAACAAAAAGAUGAUCAAAAUCGAACUCCAACGAAAGGUCAUCUUACUAAUUAUGAAGAAAAAAAAACACCAAAAGGUAAAAAAUUACUUUUAUAUAACUAUAAUCUUGUUUAUAAUCAACUUACAAUAUAUUUUUCAGAUACAAAUAAGAAUAAUUAUAAUCAAUAUGAAGAUAUCCCCUUCGAACAAGUACCAAAUAAAAAAGAAAAACCAUAUGUUUUACGCCAUAGUUAUAUCCAAGAAUUACCGAGCAGUUCUACAACGUUAAUACCAACAGAUGUUGUUCAUCAUUCUAGUACAUCUCAUCAAAAUCAAAAAGCUCCAGCACGUCCCCAACCAAUUCAUUAUGCUGAACAGAAACAAAUACCACCUGUAACAGAGCCGCGUCCACUUCAUUUUGGUACUCAAAAUAUUAUUACACAUCCACCAAAUAAUGAAGUUGCAACUCCAAUUGAAAAAGAAAUUAUUUAUGAACGAAAUCGUAGUUUUACAUUCAAUAAUCAUGAGAAUUUAAAUUCUAAAAAGAGACCAUUAUUUUUAAUGCCUGUAAUCAAUUCAUCACGAACAUAUGUUGUUGAAAAACAAACACCACCUGAUAAUACUAUUAGAAAAUCACGAAUAAAUAGAAAUUUUUUCUUAGCAAAUCCACCAACAUUACGUCCAUUGAGAAAAACAUAUCAAAGUGUUGAUUCUGGAAUUGAUCAAUCAGCACAUAUUCAUGAUUCGAAUGAUUUUUUUGGACAAAAUUUAGGAACACAAGUUGUUUAA